This is a messenger RNA of Carassius carassius (crucian carp), 1544 nucleotides long. RefSeq names its product transmembrane protein 165-like. The record is from RefSeq and is a predicted model, not a curated record. NCBI's taxonomy places the organism in Eukaryota, Metazoa, Chordata, Actinopteri, Cypriniformes, Cyprinidae. Gene Ontology annotation, biological process: manganese ion transmembrane transport; Golgi calcium ion homeostasis; calcium ion transmembrane transport. The transcript is spliced from 6 exons. Gene Ontology annotation, cellular component: Golgi apparatus. The coding region runs from base 533 to 1444 and encodes 303 amino acids. Gene Ontology annotation, molecular function: calcium ion transmembrane transporter activity; manganese ion transmembrane transporter activity.
CUUUGCGCAGUUUCUUUGUAUGAUGACGGCACCACCGUGUGGGCACGGGAUGAUGACGCAAAAGGGCACUUGAAGAAACAGUUGUUUGGUCCCCUACACCCUUUAAACAUUCGAAGCUCUCACUCCGGAGGGUAAACCCUUUGAAGGGAUUAGGGCAUAGGCAUGAGCCUUUCCGAAUGGAACGCAGAGUAGGCCUCUAAUUUCAUUUCCCUUUUGCGUUGCAACUCUACCUAACGUUACCUUGUAGGCGUUCUUCAUGCGUCGUUGGAGCUGACGUUUCAACCAAUAGUCUACCUCAGUUUCAGUGACGUAUGUCUCUACUGUACACGUGUCUCCCAGCUGACCAAUCGUGGUUAGUUUUCAACUGAUAGUUUUGUCUUUGCCUUGGUAUCGGUCUCUCUCACCGCGAAGAUGACCACGGUGGGCUAGCCUGAUAGUAGCGACGAUACAUUCAUGUGUAUAAAUUAGCGGUUUUAUUAGCUUAAUUUGCAAAGUAUUAUAACAACAACAGCCGUGUUAGCCAGCCCUUAAGAUGCCUCUUCGGGCCGGCGAGCGGCGUGGCGGUGGCAGGUCCUUAUGCUUCCUCGUUCUACUGAACGUCUGGUUGUUUUCAGCCGGAGUUACAGCAACUCAAGAAGAGAAUCGAGUCAUUCACGAGGUGAAGCCAGCGGAGAAGGCAACCACCGGUCAUGCACCCGGCCCGGCAGUGAGUGUCGAUGAACUCAAUAAGGGAAACCUGGGCUUUAUUCAUGCCUUUGUGGCAGCCCUCUCAGUCAUCAUUGUCUCUGAACUGGGAGACAAGACGUUCUUCAUCGCAGCCAUCAUGGCGAUGCGCUACAAUCGCCUCACUGUUUUGACAGGCGCCAUGUUGGCUCUGGGACUCAUGACGUGUCUGUCAGUUCUGUUUGGUUAUGCCACCACCAUUAUCCCACGGAUCUACACCUACUACAUAUCGACAGCACUGUUUGCCAUAUUUGGUGUGAGGAUGCUGAGGGAGGGACUGAAGAUGAGUCCUGAUGAAGGGCAAGAGGAGCUGGAGGAGGUCCAGGCUGAAAUAAAGAAAAAAGAUGAAGAGCGUCAGCGCUAUAAUCUAGCUAACGGCUCGCCUGAUGUGGAAGCUGGGAUGACGGCAGCCAUAUCAUCUCAGAGAAGGUGUCCAAGCGUGAUUUCACCGAUAUUCAUUCAGGCACUCACCCUCACCUUCCUCGCAGAGUGGGGCGACCGCUCUCAGCUUGCCACCAUUGUGCUGGCUGCAAGAGAGGAUCCAUUUGGAGUAGCAGUUGGGGGAACUUUGGGACACUGUCUGUGCACAGGCCUGGCUGUUAUCGGCGGAAGGAUGGUGGCUCAGAAGAUCUCCGUAAGAACUGUUACAAUCAUUGGUGGAAUCGUUUUCCUGGCCUUUGCGUUCUCCGCCCUCUUUAUCAAGCCCGAUUCUGGAUUCUGAUGGAAAACCAGACUCUUGGUUUCAUUUUGUAUUUAGAUAACCCAGAACAAGUGGAACAGAGAGACUGCACAAAGACCAGAUGGCUUGUUCAUAUGUUUGA